UGUGUGAGGAGGAGGAGGGGUUGGAAUAUUAAUGUUCCUUGUGAGUUGAGAGACUAGAUUCCAAAACAAAACCCAUAAAGAACGAAAGUCUUGUUGAUUGAUUCCAUUAAAACACAGAGAGAUGGGAGAUCUGAUCGCAUGGCUGUUAUCCUUCUUCAUCCUCAUAGCAGUCUUAGCCCUUGUUCUUUAUCAGUUAAUGUGCUUUUUGGAUUUAGAGACUGAUUACAUCAACCCGUAUGAGUUAGCAACCAAAAUAAACAGCAUUACAUUGCCAGAGUUUAUCACUCAAGGAGUAUUGUGCUUUUUACAUCUCGUCACACGGCAUUGGUUCAUGUUUUUGUUGUGCCUGCCAUAUUUAUGUUAUAAUGUGAACCUGUACAUUCAUAAACGCCAUCUAGUUUAUGCAACUGAAGUGUUCGGUGAGCUGUCAAGGGAAAAGAAACAGCGAAUAUUCAAACUUGUUUAUCUUGCUUUCCUUCUCUUUUUUUCAAUAUUUUGGAUGAUUUGGAGUAUCGUGGAUAUGGAUUAAGAAGACGACGCUCCUCAUUGAGUAAUACAACUGAACAGUCGCCGUUGAUGAAGGCUUUCUAAUUUGGACGAGUUUAACAUGAACCUAGUCGAUCAUAUUUAGUUUUGAACAACUAUAUUGUGUACAGGUAUCUGUAUAUUUAAUAUUUUACUAGAUUAUGGGCUGUAAUUUGCUCCCUUUUAUGUUGGAUAGUAAGUUUUUAUUUUAUAUAAAAAAAAAAUUCAUCAGUGAUA
Messenger RNA from Helianthus annuus (common sunflower), 762 nucleotides. Its product is annotated as protein cornichon homolog 4. The coding region runs from base 122 to 529 and encodes 135 amino acids. NCBI's taxonomy places the organism in Eukaryota, Viridiplantae, Streptophyta, Magnoliopsida, Asterales, Asteraceae. The record is from RefSeq and is a predicted model, not a curated record. The transcript is spliced from 5 exons. Gene Ontology annotation, biological process: vesicle-mediated transport.